Paramuricea clavata is the source of this 759-nucleotide messenger RNA. The record is from the annotation of a GenBank genome assembly. NCBI's taxonomy places the organism in Eukaryota, Metazoa, Cnidaria, Anthozoa, Malacalcyonacea, Plexauridae.
AUGGCGUCAGGUUUGGACGACCAGUAUAAUUCCGUUGAAUGGCAAACAUUUCCCCACUUGGAAAGUUCAGUGUCGAAUGGCACUUAUGAGAGAUGGUGUAUGGGUGUUCAUUUGUUAGCAAUUUCACCUGAGUCAUAUGAUAUACUGGUUAAGGCGUUGGAGGCAAAUGUUGAAGUCCCUAAAAUGGAAACUGUGACCGAACGUUUGUUGCAAGAAGAACGUAAAAUGAAGGAGAGAAGUGGAUCUGAGACUAAUGAUGAAAUGAAAGCUAUGUUUGCAAACAGACAGUCUAAAGGCAAGGGUCCCAAAUGUUACCAUUGUGGAACGUUUGGAUACAUUAAACGAAACUGUCGAGAACUGAACACCUUAAAACAUGAUGGGGACAAAAGUGAGUUUAAUGUGGGUAUUGAUAACAAACAUAAAGCUAACACUGCAGCCAAAUCCAGACGGACAGGCAGCAGCUCAGAUAGUGAUGAAGUGGGAUUGAUGGUUAAUCAUGCAUUUAGUUCUGUAAAUGGGAGAACAAAUACACGGAUAGUUGUUUCUGGAGCAACUUGUCAUAUGUGCAAUGAUGUGAGUCAGUUUCUGAAAUUGCAUAACUUGGAAAAGCCUGAAGAUGUUACUCUUGGAGACGGUCAUGUUGUCAUAACAACUGGACGAGGAGUCGUUAAAACAGAAAUAGAGUCUCCAAAUGGCCAAAAGAGAAAGAGUUGUGUACUGCAAGAUGCUUUUAAGUUCCAAGCUUAUCGUAUAACCUAG